Messenger RNA from Galendromus occidentalis (western predatory mite), 2429 nucleotides. RefSeq names its product WD repeat domain 24 (gene Wdr24). Gene Ontology annotation, biological process: positive regulation of macroautophagy; positive regulation of TORC1 signaling; cellular response to amino acid starvation. Gene Ontology annotation, molecular function: protein binding. NCBI's taxonomy places the organism in Eukaryota, Metazoa, Arthropoda, Arachnida, Mesostigmata, Phytoseiidae. The record is from RefSeq and is a predicted model, not a curated record. The transcript is spliced from 15 exons. Gene Ontology annotation, cellular component: GATOR2 complex; vacuolar membrane; cytosol. The coding region runs from base 1 to 2220 and encodes 739 amino acids.
AUGCCAUUCUCAACGUGUGCCCUCGAUGGGCCCGCCAAUGCUCUGGCGUUGAGUAGAGAUUCUCACUUGUGCGCAGUCGCUGGUAGAACUGUAUUCAAAGUAUUCAAUAUCGAUGAGCAAGACAGGAUCUCCGAGAAGGUCAAUCUGCGUGUGGGGAAAAACAUCAAUUUGAAUUAUUCUUGUUCCGAUGUCGUCUGGAAUCCGGACCUGGAGACAGUACUCGCCACAGCUGCGACGAAUGGUGCCGUCGUCAUCUGGGAUCUCAACAAGUCGACGAAAUGCAAACAAGAACUUGUUUUAGCUUACCACAAGCGAACUGUGAACCGAGUAGUUUUCCAGGAUGCCAACCUGCUGCUCUCGGGAUCCCAGGACGGGACGAUGAAAUGCUUCGAUCUCCGUCGCAAGGAAGCAAUUUGUACUUAUCACUCGUCGGGCGAACACGUUCGCGACAUCAAGUUCUCGCCGCACGAGGUGAACUCGUUUGCCGCCGCGCAAGAGACCGGGACGGUCCAAAUUUGGGAUCUGCGACGGAACGAUCGCUGCAUCCGACAAUUCACCGCUCACUCCGGCCCGGUUUUCACCUGCGAUUGGCAUCCCGUGGACAACCUACUGGCCACCGGAGGCAGGGACAGGGCCAUUCGGAUUUGGAACAUGCAAAGUGCCCCAAAUCUCACCCAUUCCUUCAGCACAAUCGCCUCCGUGGCUCACAUUCGAUGGAGACCGAAUCACCACAACCAACUUGCAUCAACCUCUCAAGUUCUGGAGCAUAAAGUCAACAUUUGGGAUCUGCGACGGGUUCAUUUCGCCGCUUACAACUUCGAGGAGCACAAGGACGUCGUCACCGGAUGCGCUUUCCGGAGUCAGGGUGAAAUACUCCUAAGCACUGGGAAGGACAGCAUGUUGAUCCUUCGGUCAUUCGAGUACGCGAUCCAACCAGCCACCAAAGCCAACCCGGUUGCUCAUCGAUUCAAUGCGGAAGAUAGCAUUGCGCUCGCGGUGUGGGAUAAGCUGAAAACAGGAAGCACGAAGAGGUCGACCUACAACGUUGGCAGUAACGGACGGAAAGGAGUGCCUCAAUCGAACACGGAGGACGUGCAGUCCGCAUGUCGCUCCGAACUCACCGUCUUCAAGGACCUAGGUCCCGUGAGUAUCUCCUCGGAUUAUCACACUUCGUUCCUGCGACUAGCUCGGUCCUACCGAUUGUUCGGGGCCCCUUUCCAGGAGCUUUGUGAGCACAACGCCAAGGUCGCAGCUGACGCGGGCAUGGUACAAGUUUCUCAAACCUGGAAAAUUCUCAGAACCUUAUUCCCGGCACAAGGCGAGCUCGAUUUGAAGAGAAAUGACCCGGUGAUGCAGAGAUCAUUCAAUGAUGAGAAAGCUGCUUCGCAAGACGAAAUGAGCCGUCACAACUCAGUAACGAAUUCAACAAGAUCUCGACACCCGUCUCUGAAGGAUGAGGAGGAUGUAAAGUCGCUCCUGGCUGCCUCCAGGGACGGAGGCGAAAGCACCGGAGGCUCUGAAUCCGACGACGAGGAAGGCGACAAGGACGACGACGACUUCAUUGACUCCGAAGUUUACUCUGAAGACGAAGUUGAGGAAGCCCAAGAAAUACACAGCAGUUUCUAUCCGCAACCCCGGAGCAAGUUCCUGACGGUGAUCUCACUUCCUGUCCCGCCCACGAAACUCGAAGUUGAUCUCGGCAUCAUAGCGUCAAUGUUACGCCAAUGUGUGGAUCAAGGAGACGUCCAGAGCGCUGUCUCCAUGGCUCUAGUCCUCGGACCUAGGAUCAAGAGCGCCGUCCGAGUCGAGGAACGGUCAAUCUGGAUCACGAGUUAUCUCGAACUCUUGAGCCAUUUCGAGCUUUGGAAUAUUUCGAAUCAAGUCAUCGUGUUGUCAGCAGACAUCGAUUGUAUAGGAACUAUGAAUCAGCAAUCCACAUUGAUAUACGCGGCAUGCGAUAUUUGUGACAGACCUCUCCGCGGCGCACCGUCCGCAGGAUUUUGCGUGCACUGCGCCCGUUUCGCGUCCCGCUGCUCUAUUUGUGACGAGGUCAUCAAGGGUCUGUACGUUUGGUGCCAGGGCUGCUCCCACGGAGGUCACAUGGAUCAUCUGAGGGAGUGGUUCUCGAAACAUGACCAAUGCCCGACGGGAUGUGGUCAUAUUUGUGAGAAAAUCGUUCGAGAAAGCCUCCCUGACUCGAGGAAAGCCGGAUCCUCUUGAGAAGCCCUGGUUUAAUCAUAAAUGAUCUAUCUUUAAUUGUCCUUCGAUCCCAAGGCGUAAUCGAGGGCCUUGAUGCCACAGAUUGAAUGGGACAGAAUUUGGAUUUCGAAGGAAACGAUAUUUAAAUCCCUGUAUUUUUGUACAGAAUUUUUUAAUUAGGCAAGUUACUAUCCAAACAUUUGAGCAAUAAAGGAACCUAACUGUUGAAU